AUGGCUGUUCAACUAGUCAGGAUACAUAUCAAAGACUGGAUUGAUCAUACCGAACAAAUCAUCGCAGAUAUGAAAACCAUCUCAACCGAGCUGAAUCGUGUCAAAAAAAUCAGCGCUAUCUCACUCAUCACCGGUUCAUCAAUUGGUGUCGCCAGUAGUGGUGCAAUUAUCGCCGGUGCAAUUUUGCUGCCACCCGUCGCCAUUGCUGGCGCCGCAAUAGGUGCAGCUUCCGGUGUAAGUAAUUGUGCCACAGGGUUGUACAAAUGGAACCAUCGGCGAAAUCGUAUUGAAACGUUGAAUGCCUAUUUCGAGAAAAAUAAAGAGCUUUUCAAAAACUUUGUGCGCACUUAUGAAACGCUAUUUGGGACCAGUGCAUAUUUCGAUAGAUUUUCGAAUGAGUCCAGCGAAUUUGUGAAUUUUGAUAAGAUUCACGUGGCUGGCGCAGCUAUGGUUGUCGCAAGAGGCGGUGCUAUACUACAAUCAGUUCCGAUUACUAGUUUGACAGCACUUGGAAAAGGAUUAUUGCAUAGUAUUGCGUUGGUUGGAAUUGCUGUGGAUUUGUUGACGAUUGCGAUAAAUGCCAAGGUUUGUAGGAAAUAGUUUAUAAGCCACAUAAGUAGGCUAUCGAUUUUUCCAGGAGCUCUCGAAAAAUUCCUCCCUCGCCGAAGAAAUUGCAACGCACCAACAAAUCCUCGAACAACAUAUUCAAGAACUUCGCGGUUUUUUCGAUGAUCCUACCCCACGAAUUUGUCAAGUUUCAAGUGGCUCGGAUGAUGAUGACAAUGAUGAGGGAAUGGGAUCAUCAACAAGACCGACGAGCUCUUGCGCAGAUUCAAUUGAACGCCUUUCAACUUUGAGUGAUGACAAUUAA
Caenorhabditis angaria is the source of this 871-nucleotide messenger RNA. The record is from the annotation of a GenBank genome assembly. NCBI's taxonomy places the organism in Eukaryota, Metazoa, Nematoda, Chromadorea, Rhabditida, Rhabditidae.